Molecule: messenger RNA, 2268 nt
Organism: Polyodon spathula (Mississippi paddlefish)
Lineage: Eukaryota; Metazoa; Chordata; Actinopteri; Acipenseriformes; Polyodontidae
Product: transmembrane protein adipocyte-associated 1 homolog
Exons: 11
Coding region: 201-1343 (380 amino acids)
Biological process (GO): G protein-coupled receptor signaling pathway
Cellular component (GO): plasma membrane
Molecular function (GO): G protein-coupled receptor activity
Source: RefSeq, a predicted model, not a curated record
CGAAAAGAGAAAGAGCGAGAAUUCCCCAGUCAGGUGACAGGAGUUUUUUUUUUUUUUUUUUUAAUUUGUUUUUUGUUUUUUUUUCUUCACUCAUAUUUUAAUAACAAAUACCUGGAGCUCUUGAUUUUAACACACUCGACGGAGGAGUCAUCUCCACACAUCUAAUGUGAGGUGACAGUUACGGUUUUGUCUGCAGCAGGAUGUUGGAAGAAGUGACUGCCGUGGUGAGGUUUGCCGUCUACGGUAACAGAAGCACAUUUCUGCCACCAGCGUUUGAGAACUCCUCUUCGGUGCCACCAACGUUGCACCCUGACAGUGGAGCGAACAUCACCAAGCCUCACCAGUGUCUCCAGGUUCUCUAUGAAGAUAUCAGAGACUCGCGAGUCCGGUUCUGGGAUGUGCUGCUGCUGGUCCCAAAUGUGGUGUUCUUUAUGUUUCUGCUGUGGAAACUGCCGUCCGCCAGAGCUAAGAUAAAAGUUACAUCCAGUCCCAUCUUUAUCACCUUCUACAUCCUGGUGUUUGUUGUGGCCGCAGUGGGGAUCACUCGUGCCGUAGUCUCCAUGACAGUCAGUACUUCAAGUGCUGCUACCAUCAUUGAUAAGGUUCUGUGGGAGAUCACGCGAUUUUUCUUGCUGGCCAUUGAGCUCAGUGUCAUUAUACUGGGAUUAGCCUUUGGUCACCUUGAAAGCAACUCUAGCAUAAAGCGAGUUUUGGCCAUCACCACUGUGUUAGCAUUGGCUUAUUCCAUUACCCAGGGAACUCUGGAGAUUCUGUAUCCUGAUGCUCACCUGUCCGCAGAGGACUUUAACAUCUAUGGUCAUGGAGGAAGACACUUCUGGCUCGCUAGUUCCUGCUUUUUCUUUCUGGUCUAUUCCCUGAUCGUCAUUCUUCCAAAAACUCCUUUAAAGCACCGUAUAUCUCUUCCAUCCCGGAAGAGUUUCUACUUGUAUGCUGGGAUUCUGUCCCUGUUGAACCUGGUUCAAGGCCUGGGCAGUGCACUGCUUUGUGCAGAGAUCAUAGAAGGACUUUGCUGUGUUGAUGUGACCACCUUCCUCUAUUUCUCUGUUUUUGCACCUCUAAUUUAUGUGACAUUCCUUCAAGGAUUCUUUGGGUCUGAGCCAAAGAUCCUGUUCUCCUACAAAUCUCAGGUGGAUGAGCCUGAUGACACCGAUGUGCACUUGCCGCCUACCUUUGGUGUGGGGAAGAAAGACGCCUUCGAUUCCUACUCCAGCACGCAGAUCGACAGCUCGGGGGCCUACCUGGACGAUGUUGCCUCUGCUCACUACCCCGUCGGCAGCAUCAACAGCAUUGACAGCGACCGCUGGAGAAUCAUGAAUGCCUAGAGCUACUUGUAACCAGCAAGCACUGGGGGAAGACCAGGGAGGGGUGGGGAGACCUCCCCCUAACCUUGUUUUCACCACAAACAAUUUCAGUCAUGGAAUGUUACACAGGAUUUUAUAAAUCCAUUCAUGAACAUGCAUGUUCCCCCAGCACAGAGCUUCUUGUCUCUAAAGAGACGCCAUCCGAGUUUGCUGGCCUGUGAUUUGUAUUGCACACUAGUACAAGCAUUGGCUUUCUUAACGGCUGAAAAAAAAGUUUAGGAACUGUACAUAUUGUGCAUAUACAUUCCCAUUUAGAUUUGCAUUUAGAACAGUCUAAUCUGUGCCUGUCUGCUGGUUCUUUGGAGAAAGGUUCGGCUGGCUGUAAUUGUUUGGCAAACCCGGCGUGUUUUUAGUAGGUCUAAUUUGAGUCAUUAUUCGGAAAUCUACCCUAAAGCAUGGGACUCCUAUUCAAUUAAAUGUUUUUUUUUUUUAAUAUAUAUUUCAUGGUAAUGCUUUAUUGCAAGGGGAAUACUUUUUGAACUUGCUUGAUUUCUAUUUAGAAGAUGGAUGAGAUUCAGUGGUAUAAACCUUGCUAUGAGCUCCUGUUAUAAUGCAGAAGACAGGUGCAUUCUUAUUCUUGAACUAUAGAAGCAUGAUAUUAUUUCUUCAAAAAAAAAAGGUCAAUGGGGGUGAUCAUGGUAUCAAGAGAGCUGCUAUAUUGGAUGUUCAUUGCCCACUCAUAUUUGCCUGGGCCUAGACUCAGAUCUGUGUGAUUAUCCACUGUUCUCCAUAGCAGCUAUCACUAUGAUCAGUAUUGUGGUCUAAGGGAGAUUCUAGUUUUGAAUCCUGCUCAGAUUUAAAAAGGAUAGCCUCUCUAGUGCACUGAUAGUGUCGGGAUUAUUACCCACAUUGUCAUACAGGUAACACAGCAAUGAGACGUUAGACA